AUGACCCACGGUUGGGUCGACUCCCCAGACACGCGCGGCACGAUUGACAUCGUCUGGAGCUGCCUCGGCACGCUGUUCCUCUGCAGCUGGGGCGUGCUAUGUCUAAACGUGCCCGCAGCUUCAGAUGGGUACUGGCGCAUCCUUGGCCGAAAGCUACGUUGGAUGUGUCUGGCGAUCUACGGGCCUGAAUUCAUCCUCACGUCUGCCAUGGGGCAAUGGUACCCAGCACGAGCGUCCGUGCGGGCUUUUCGGUUGCUGGGCCACGAGGAGUGGACGUUACGCCAUGCCUUCUUUGCGGAUAUGGGCGGCGUCGCGCUGGCUAUGCCUGAUGGUGCACUGGCGCCUGUUAAUGCCUAUCAGCUGCUUUACCUGGUUAAGGAGGGUUAUACGCCGAUGCCUCAGAUCCCCCUCCAGGCAAUCAACGACAAGGAUAAAGCCAACGGGUUCGCGAGGCUGAUCGUCGUCCUGCAAACGGUGUGGUUCGUGUCGAAAUGCAUUGGGCGCGCGGCGCAAGGUCUGGCCAUUACAACAUUCGAGCUCACGACGCUGGCCUUUGUCUUCUGUACGCUGGCGACCUUCUUCUGCUGGCGGCACAAGCCGCUGGACGUCGACACGCCGAUCGUGUUGCAUAUCAGCACGAUACCUACGGAACCGCAUCAGAGGCACGGGAGCCCUGACCCCGAGCGCUCCGCCUUCUCCUUCUGGGAUCUUCCGGACACCGAACACGUAUACUACAUCACCACCGUCCUGCAGCACCUCGGCUUCGGCCCUCCCACCGCGGAGCACACGCGCCGGUAUCCAACCCGCCUGCCCAACGACCGCCUCCCGCUAACCUUCGACACGCCGACCUUCGCCGUGCUGCUCACCCUCGUCUCCGUAUACGCCGCUAUGCACCUCGCGGGCUGGAACUUCGCGUUCCCGAGCCCAACCGAGCGCGUCCUGUGGCGCAUAUCGAGUAGUACCAUGUUCGGCGCCAUCGUCGUCUUCUGGAUCAUCGACCGCGCGGCGAUGUGGUACCACAACUCGCCCCUCAGCAUUGCUACGACUAGAGACAGCAGCCGGAGCUUCCACAGGAUCUUCUCCUCCAACAACACCCAGCUGCCUGCGAAUGCUCGCCUGCACGCCCUACCCCCAGCCGGCGCCGCCAUCGAAGCAGAUGUGGAUGUGGGCGUGCGGAAAGUCCAGCACUACUUCUCCGCCAUCGACUCCUCGCCCUGGAUGGCACUCACGCUCGGCUUGAUUGGUAUGGCAUACUCGGUUGCGAGGCUGUAUCUGCUGAUUGAGUGCUUUGUCGGGUUGCGGGCCCUGCCGGCAAGCGCGUUCGAGGAGGUGAGGUGGGCGCAGUUUCUGCCGCAUUUGUAG
Molecule: messenger RNA, 1362 nt
Organism: Coniosporium apollinis CBS 100218
Lineage: Eukaryota; Fungi; Ascomycota; Dothideomycetes
Exons: 1
Coding region: 1-1362 (453 amino acids)
Source: RefSeq, a predicted model, not a curated record